Molecule: messenger RNA, 2769 nt
Organism: Dentiscutata erythropus
Lineage: Eukaryota; Fungi; Glomeromycota; Glomeromycetes; Diversisporales; Gigasporaceae
Source: the annotation of a GenBank genome assembly
AUGCAAAAGAAAUACCUUCCAACAAAAGAGACAGUGCCUUUGACAGUGCCUUUGAGUCGUAGGGUGCAAUCUUUAAAAAAUUUCAGAAGGGGCUCAUCAACAUAUAACAGAAUAAAUAAAAAUAGUGGUCACUUUAGGAUGGACUCCCAAAUCAAACAAACAGUUAGCGUGGAUCACAUUCUGCAGAACGAGAAUGAAGAGGAAACAUUUAAUGAACAGUACGAAUUACUUAAUAGUGAAGACUUUAAUGCACAUUAUAAUGAAAGUAAUGUUGAGAUCGUUGACAGUCAUGAUAACAGCGUUCGUCCAACCACCCCCAAAGAAAUUUCACCAGUGAAAUUGAACCGUAAUAAUUAUAAAAAUGGCUUGUAUGGUGUACCAGCAGGUGAAAAUACCCCUCCGCAACAAUCUUCUCAUCCACAAAUCAGUGACAUUAGGGGCACUACACCGGUAGACACUCCUCCACAAGUCAUGUUGGAUACAACUAAUUCUAACGAAUCAGGGAAUAGGCCUGGGGUAACUAUCAGCGGAACGAGAGUUUUUGUUGGCGAUCUCUCCUGGAAACUUUCAGAUAAAGAGCUUAGAGCAGAAUUUAAACAUUUUGGAACUGUAAACGAAGCACUUGUCAUUAGAGAUAAAAAUACUGGUCGAAGUAAAGGUUAUGGAUUCGUUUCUUUCGAAGAGCCGCAUGCCGCAUUAGAUGCAAUUAAAUCAAUGAAUGGUCGUCACAUUGAUGGUCGUCCUAUACGUGUUGAGGCUGCUGAAGAACGACCUCUCGACGAUCGUUAUGAAGGAAAAAAAGAUCAUAUACAAGAUUAUAGGCGGCUAAGUGACUAUCGCAGAGAUAUGGACCACGGACGAAAAAAUUAUUAUGAAUUACGUAACAGAAAAGAAAGAGAUAUCGACUAUAGAAGUGAUCCUCAUUAUUAUAGGCGAGAUAUUAAUCGUCGGUUCGAAAAAAGAGAUAUUGAUGAUCGAAGAGAUAACGAAAAUCGCCGCGAAUUUGAAUACCGUAGAGACAUAAUUCGCAGAAGAGAUAAUGAAUUUGAAAAACGUGAUAGGGAUAUUGAACGUCGAAGAGAAGAAUUUGAUAAUAAAAGAGAUAGAGGAAACCCUUUAAUAGAACCGCAUGAAUCGUAUCAUUCAUCAAAGAUACAACCAGAUGUAUAUUCAGAAAAGGAAAAGGAUAGAUCUAAAAAUAGUCGCAAACGAGCACGUUCCAACAGCAUACAACAAAGUGACUCGUAUUAUUCUCAAUCUGAAGCUUUGCACACUGAUACAUCCCCUCACCCUUCUUUACCUCCAGUAAUGACAUCACCAAAUCGUUCAGCACUCUCUGAACAUAUACCAUCAACACGUCACGAACCUCGAUCACCUCUUUUUUAUUCUGAUAUUCCGCAAUCAACGUCAAGAAUGACUCGAAAAAACUAUUAUAAUGAUGUGCGCGAUCAACCACGUUAUUUCGAAAUGGACAGAGAAUUGCAUCGUACUCGAACAUCAAGUUAUGAUUACGGUAGAGAAAUAGAUCGUGCUAGACCUCCGUUUUACAAUAGAGAACAAGAUCGUGAUUUUGCUCGAUAUCGAGAGGCCGAUUUGGACCCAUAUAUUAACCGUCACUCACCGCCUGGUCAUUCAACAUACAAGGAUAACUAUAAACGUUUCAAUGAUUAUUAUUACCAAAAUCCUCAAACAUAUUCGUCUACCCGUCGAUCAUUAUCUCCACGGCCACGCUAUUCGGCACGACGUUCGCUUUCUCCCGGCGUUAGACAACCGAUUACAACUUAUGAACGUCGGUAUGAAAGAGAUCGACCUCCUCGUUUUGAUGCUGUCCGCGGCCAUGAGCUUGAUUCUAGACGUGAUGUCGAUUAUCGCUAUAAUGAAGUGCAUAAUCCUGGUUAUAAUCAUUCUCCAAUGAUACAUAAUAAUCAGGCUCACGUGAGACCAUAUGAUGAAAAUGUUGUUGGGACUAGUACAAAUGCUUUAACUAAUGAAACUUUCCAGCGAGAUCGUCCAAAGUCAAGACAUUGGGGAAUCAACAAUGAGAAAGAAAGAGAUACAAAAAGGAUUCAUAGCAACUCAAAUGAUAUGUAUUCUGAUAACUAUGAUCGUUAUAGACGUGAGAGACGUAAACCAUGGGAUGCUGCUGAUAAAAGUAGAGAAAAUCAAGAAGAGCAAAAUGAGCCUAGCGUUACUACUGCUGCUGCUACUAAUGUUCAGGAGAGAGCUCGAGACCGAGAACGAGAUGAAAAGAGAAACUGGGAUAGCCGAGAUAACUGGGAUAAUUGGGAUAACCAAGAUAAUUGGGAUAACCAAGAUAACUGGGAAACCCGGGAAAACCGGGAUAACUGGGAUAACUGGGAUAACCGGGAUAACCCGGAUAACCCGGAUAAUUGGGAUAAUUGGGACAACUGGGAUUCGAAAGAGGAAAAAACUAGAGAUGUUAAGUCAGAGCGCAAUAAUGGGGGCACUGUUACAAAAGAUGCUCAUGAGCGUCCAAUUCCACGUGAAAGAUCCACUAAAUAUUGGGACAUGAAUGAGGACAAAAGUAGAGAGCUCGAGCGCAGUUCCAAUAAGAGCCGUGAUCGUGAUAAUAGAGGCAACCAAGAACGAGGUGAAUUUGAGCAGGCAUUUCCUUCAUUAAAUGAUGAUCAUCCUUCUACCCCUGCACUUGAUUUCUUUCCUCCUAUUACUAUGCCAACGGAUUCCUUCGCUCUUCAAUCAUCUCCAUCAAUUGGUAACAACGGUCAUGCAAAAAAUACACACUUCUAG